Molecule: messenger RNA, 564 nt
Organism: Drosophila gunungcola (fruit fly)
Lineage: Eukaryota; Metazoa; Arthropoda; Insecta; Diptera; Drosophilidae
Product: protein new-glue 1-like
Exons: 1
Coding region: 14-358 (114 amino acids)
Source: RefSeq, a predicted model, not a curated record
CAGACAUAUCACAAUGCGGUUCCUAUUCGUUCUUGUCUUCGGCGUGCUCUUGUGCCUUGUCCAGGCUCAGGAUGAGACCACCACUACCACCGCCGCCUCCUCAGACACCACCACUACCACCGCCGCCUCCUCCGACACCACCACUACCACCGCCGCCUCCUCCGACACCACCACUACCACCGCGUCCUCCUCCACCAAGUCCCCUUCGGCGGCGGAGGCCAAAAGGCGCAGACGAGCCCGCCGCCGUCGCCUGGCUCGGGAGCGCCAGCGCCGCGAGCGCAGGAGGCAGCGCAGGACUGAGAGGCUGCGCCUGCAACUGGAGAACCAGCGCCGUCUGAUCAACCAGCUGCGCGGAUAGGUGAAGCGGGUGCAGAUGCCUUUGAAAUUAAAGCAAUAUAUAAUAUUUCCUUGGGUUCUUUAAUGGAAAAACCAGCAUGCAACAAGCAAUAGGGCUACAAGUAUAACAAAACAUGAAUUUAAGUCAAGAGCCAUUCAAUAUGGAAAGCAUACCUUUUCACCAUCGUACAUGCGUUUAUGUUAAAGACCAAUAAAGCUACAUAUGUC